Messenger RNA from Ziziphus jujuba (common jujube), 1554 nucleotides. RefSeq names its product ferredoxin--NADP reductase, root isozyme, chloroplastic. The transcript is spliced from 5 exons. The record is from RefSeq and is a predicted model, not a curated record. Gene Ontology annotation, molecular function: oxidoreductase activity. The coding region runs from base 198 to 1331 and encodes 377 amino acids. NCBI's taxonomy places the organism in Eukaryota, Viridiplantae, Streptophyta, Magnoliopsida, Rosales, Rhamnaceae.
UCUUAAUAAAGAAAUUCAAUUUGUCCAGUUGAGGGUGGCACAGUACAGUCCGAGGAGCCAAAGGCAAAGCCAGACCCGUCCUUUGCAGUUGUCCAAAGGAUAACUCCUCCAGCUGCUUCUACUCUGUAUGAUCCGGGGCCUAUAAAGCCCUCAGAUCCGCCCAAAUUUCUCUAAAAGCUUUCUUUCCUGAUUCGAUCAUGUCUCAUUCGGCACUUUCCCAGGUUUCUGUAACUGUUCCUGUUGGAGGGGACUAUUCUGUUAGAAAAUCAGUGUUCAAGACAAAUAACAUAAGCUUCCAUGAUAAAUCAUGGGCACCUAUGGUAACUUUGGACUUGAAAACAAAGAGUGGAGGGCCAAGAGAUCGGCACAUAGUGUGCAUGUCAGUGCAACAAGCAAGUGUACCUAAGGUUGCUGUUUCUCCUCUAGAACUUGAAAAUGCCAAUGAGCCCCCACUAAAUUUAUACAAGCCUAAGGAACCUUAUACAGCAACCAUUGUUUCUGUCGAGAGACUUGUAGGCCCAAAAGCUCCUGGAGAGACUUGUCACAUUGUGAUUGAUCAUGGUGGCAAUGUUCCUUACUGGGAAGGCCAGAGCUACGGUGUAAUUCCCCCUGGUGAAAACCCCAAAAAACCAGGAAGCCCCCACAAUGUUCGCCUUUAUUCUAUUGCAUCCACGAGGUAUGGAGAUUUUUUCGAUGGUAAGACAGCCAGCUUGUGUGUCCGUCGUGCUGUUUAUUAUGACCCUGAGACAGGAAAUGAGGAUCCUUCAAAGAAUGGUGUAUGUAGCAAUUUUCUGUGCAACUCAAAGGCUGGAGAUAAAGUUCAGAUCACAGGACCUUCUGGCAAGAUUAUGCUUUUACCUGAAGAUAAUCCAAAUGCAACCCACAUAAUGAUUGCUACUGGCACUGGUGUUGCUCCCUUCAGAGGCUACCUCCGUCGUAUGUUCAUGGAAUCUGUCCCUACAUUUAAGUUUGGUGGUCUUGCAUGGCUAUUCCUUGGGGUGGCCAAUUCUGACAGUCUCCUCUAUGAUGAAGAAUUCACCAAGUAUCUUAAGGACUAUCCUGAUAACUUCCGGUAUGAUCGAGCACUUAGUCGAGAACAAAAGAACAAGAGUGGAGGCAAGAUGUAUGUUCAAGACAAGAUUGAAGAAUAUAGUGAUGAAAUUUUUAAACUAUUGGAUGCUGGGGCUCACAUCUAUUUCUGUGGUCUCAAGGGAAUGAUGCCUGGAAUCCAAGAAACUCUAAAAAAGGUCGCAGAGCAGAGAGGGGAGAGUUGGGAAGAGAAGCUUUCGCAACUCAAAAAGAACAAGCAAUGGCAUGUUGAAGUAUAUUGAUAUGGUACAUGCCGACUUAAUUCGUGCCUUCAGAGUCUUGCUGUUAGUUAUUAGAUUUCUUUCUUGCCCACCAACUUUUAAGAGUAACUAGCGUAGUGUUAACAUUCUUCCCUAUUAUUAAAUAACUGAGAGAGAAUUCUCGUGGAUGAAACAGAUUUGGAAAACUCUUUGAAUGGUGACUCUCAGAAUUUGGCUUCUAUUAAACUAUUUGUUUGUUGCAAAA